Molecule: messenger RNA, 210 nt
Organism: Caenorhabditis remanei
Lineage: Eukaryota; Metazoa; Nematoda; Chromadorea; Rhabditida; Rhabditidae
Exons: 2
Coding region: 1-210 (69 amino acids)
Source: RefSeq, a predicted model, not a curated record
AUGGCGCCGAUGCGGCGCUGGAUAAUAUUACUACUAUUUGCCGUGCUGCUCGUCUCACAAGUCAUAUCGCAAUCCGAACCGACCAAAGACAAAAAGCAGGGCAGAAAAGUGUCUGAGCUGGGACCAUCCUACAUGCGAAAACGAACCCAACUGCCAACGAUAUUCUUCCGACCGUAUCGACCGACACUCGCACUUCUACUAGUUUCGUGA